AUGCUAUCCAUUAAAACGGCCAUUUUUUUGGCGAUUGUCGCCUGCGGGUUUGCAACUGAGUUGACUUGGGAGCAGAGAACGAGGUGCGUUUUUGAAUGCAACCCCAUUCAUCAAGGAGGUUGUGGGAGGGUAGUGGAUCGCGACAAGAAUGGGGGAGAAACCCAAUGGCGAUACACAUGGGCAUUCGAAACCGAGGGUCAUCCCAACUUGUACAAUUGCUACGAUACCGAUAGCGAGUUCAACAUUUGCCCUGAGCCCGGCAGACUUGUAAUCCCCCCCGGUGAAACAGACAUGUUCGUCACCGACCCUCAUACCCAUCAAGUCAACAAGAGGAUGAAGGAAGCAUCCCUUGACUCCCCCACAUCUCAGCAAGAGUUCCCCAUCCACAUGACCAGCAAUAUUGAUGAUAGCGAUAUUCUUCUUGAACGAAACACAUGUAACACAAUGCACUGCAUGAACUCACCCCGGACGGGCCUGUCCGAUAAGAGCCUGGACAAGCCUAUCCGAGCAGAUGUCGGACAUGGCUGUCCGACGAGUCCACCUGGUUUUCCUUGGUUGUCGUUAGUGGUAGGAGCUGGAUAUCAAAUCAAGCCGAAAGGAGUAGUUGCUUAUCUUGCAGGCUAA
Messenger RNA from Puccinia graminis f. sp. tritici CRL 75-36-700-3, 624 nucleotides. RefSeq lists its product as uncharacterized. Lineage: Eukaryota; Fungi; Basidiomycota; Pucciniomycetes; Pucciniales; Pucciniaceae. The record is from RefSeq and is a predicted model, not a curated record. The coding region runs from base 1 to 624 and encodes 207 amino acids. The transcript has 5 exons.